Messenger RNA from Didymodactylos carnosus, 657 nucleotides. NCBI's taxonomy places the organism in Eukaryota, Metazoa, Rotifera, Eurotatoria, Philodinida, Philodinidae. The record is from the annotation of a GenBank genome assembly.
AUGCCUAGACGUGCGCGGCGUCUAUUCAAUGCUAAUGGAAAUGAAAUUCUUAGUAGUGAAGAUAUUCAACGUGACAUGGAAUAUUGCGUGUCCUCAGGAGAAAAAUUUAAAAACCCAUUGAAAACCAUUGCAGCGAAACCGUCAUCACCGAUUGACGAGAAGUCGCAAUCACCAGAAGAAGAGGAGGAACUGCAACCGCCUGAUGACGAGGAACCACGAAUACGACGUCAGCGACAUAGACGAGUUUCACCGAAACCGCCGAGAUCAGGGCUAUUGAAUACAUCAAUACGAUCACAAUCAUCAGAAGAGGAACCGCAACAGCCUGAUGGCGAGAAACCACGAUCACGACGUCGACAACGUAGACAAGUUUCAUCCAAGCCGAAACCGACGAGAUCGCGGCCAUUGAGUGCACCAACACGAACUGUUCCCCUGUAUAAACGCCGCUAUCGCUCAACGAAUUUUCGUGUUCGAGUGUACAGAAAUAAUGAUCCCUAUAGACAUGUUUAUUGUAAAUCUUGUACAAUGGAUACUAUAUUAACAGCUGCAACCCAGAAACUCCGGAUGUCGAUGGGUGCACGACAUUUAUAUGAUAGUAGGGGACGCGAAGUUCAUUGUACUGAAGAUAUUCAACAUAACAGAGGAUAUUAUGUGUCCUGA